UUUAUCUGUAAAGACUCAGCAUUGUCUUGUUCGUAUGUCCAAACUCAACCUUUCUGAUCUCCUUGAAACUCAGGGAACUAAUGCAUGGCUUCCACUUUCCACCAUCAUCAUCCACAUACCCUUAUUCCACUAAUCAUCUUAUACUCCAUUUUCUUCUCUUUUUAUCCUGCUUACUCAAUUCAAUUCCAAAUCCCUUCUUUCAAUCCUGGUGAUGCCAACAUACUCUACCUAGGAGCUGCAGCAACAAGGGAUGGUUCUGCUGAUUUCAAUGUGAAUGACUUAUACACUUGCCAAGUUGGAUGGACCAUUUACUCCAAGAAGGUGUUACUUUGGGACUCAAGAACUGGUAAACUCACUGAUUUCACAACUCACUAUACAUUCAUCAUUGACACAGGAAAUAAAACCACCUAUGGCCAUGGUCUUGCAUUCUUCCUUGCCCCUGUUGAUUUUGAAAUCCCACCCAAUUCCUCUGGUGGAUUUCUUGGAUUAUUCAACACCACAACAAAGGAUUCAGCACAGAAUCAAAUUGUCCUGGUUGAGUUUGACUCUUACCCAAACUCUGAAUGGGGUGAAACUGUGCAGCAUGUUGGGAUCAACAACAAUUCAAUUGUUUCGACAAAGUGGACCCCUUGGAAUACUAGUUUACACAGUGGAGACACUGCUGAUGUUUGGAUUAGUUACAACUCCACAACUAAGAACUUGAGUGUAUCUUGGAAGUACCAAAACUCAUAUGAUCCUGAAGAACACACUAGUCUCCCUCUUGCAAUUGAUUUGACAAGGGUCUUACCUGAGUGGGUUACAAUUGGAUUUUCUGCUGCAACAGGUUCCUUUGGAGAGAUUCACACUCUUCUGUCAUGGGAGUUCAACUCAACUUUGGACAGAGCUGAAGGAAACAAUUCAAAGAAGACAAGGUUAGUAGUGAUUCUAACUGUUUCUUGUAGUGUUCUAGCAGUGGGAGCAAUUGCAGCAUUUGGAGUACUUUGGAAUAGGAGGAAGAAGAAAAGCAAGAAAGAUCAAUUAGAGGCUAUGAAUUUAACCUCAAUGAAUGAUGACCUUGAAAGAGGAGCAGGACCAAGAAGGUUCUCGUACAAAGAACUUGCUUUGGUUACCAACAACUUCUCCAAAGACAGGUUGUUGGGUAAAGGAGGGUUUGGAUCUGUCUACAGAGGUUACUUUGCAAAUCAAGACUUAUCAGUUGCUGUGAAGAAGAUAUCAAGAGGGUCUAGACAAGGGAAGAAAGAGUAUGUAACUGAGGUCAAAGUCAUUAGCCAACUCAGGCACAGGAACCUUGUGCAACUCUUGGGUUGGUGCCAUGACAAAGGGGAGUUCUUGCUUGUUUACGAGUUCAUGCCGAAUGGAAGCCUUGACUCUCACCUAUUUGGUAGCAAAAAGUCACCAAUACCAUGGAAUGUGAGGCACAAGAUAGGACUUGGAUUAGCAUCUGCAGUGCUAUAUCUUCAUGAAGAAUGGGAGAGGUGUGUGGUGCAUAGGGACAUCAAAUCAAGCAAUGUCAUGUUGGAUUCCACCUUCAAUGUGAAGCUAGGUGACUUUGGACUAGCCAAGCUCAUGGACCAUGAACUUGGUCCCCAAACAACAGGGAUAGCUGGAACAUUAGGGUACCUAGCACCAGAAUAUGUGAGCACAGGAAGGGCAAGUAAAGAAUCCGAUGUGUACAGCUUUGGUGUGGUGGCAUUGGAGAUAGCCACAGGGAAGAAAGCCCUUGAUGUGAUGGAAGAUUGUGAUGGUGAAAAGGGGUUGGUUGAGUGGGUUUGGGACCAUUAUGGAAGAGGAGAACUGGUUGUGGCAGUUGAUGAGAGGUUGGGGAAAGAUUUUGAUGAAAGGGAAGCAGAGUGCUUGAUGAUUGUGGGGCUAUGGUGUGCUCACCCUGAUGCAACUAUGAGACCGUCAAUAAGACAAGCAGUUCAUGUGCUUAAUUUUGAAGCUGCCAUGCCAAUCAACCUUCCAACAAAGAGGCCUGUUGCAACAUACCAUGAUCCUACUACUACACCAACACCAACACCAUCAGUGCAAGAUUCUAUAACCACAAGCCUUCACACUGGUCGUUGAUCAUAUCAUUCCUGGUGCAGUUUCUUUUGUCUACACUUGUUCAUCAUGUAACUAAUGUCUUCACUUGUUCAUCAUGUAACUAAUGUCUUCACUUGUUAAACAAUGAACAAUAAUAUUUACA
Molecule: messenger RNA, 2188 nt
Organism: Arachis stenosperma
Lineage: Eukaryota; Viridiplantae; Streptophyta; Magnoliopsida; Fabales; Fabaceae
Product: L-type lectin-domain containing receptor kinase IX.1-like
Exons: 2
Coding region: 85-2067 (660 amino acids)
Biological process (GO): protein phosphorylation
Cellular component (GO): plasma membrane
Molecular function (GO): carbohydrate binding; ATP binding; protein kinase activity
Source: RefSeq, a predicted model, not a curated record